Dicrocoelium dendriticum is the source of this 2432-nucleotide messenger RNA. Lineage: Eukaryota; Metazoa; Platyhelminthes; Trematoda; Plagiorchiida; Dicrocoeliidae. The record is from the annotation of a GenBank genome assembly.
GGCUAGCCACACCUUUCGGCCCCUCCAUUGAUACUAUAUGUCAUAGAUACCCUCUAGGAUUUUACUGCUUGCACUGCAUUGAGUUGUCUUCUCAUCUGAUCACUCCAAUCUUGCCAUCUUCCAAACGCUUCUGGGUUCGCCCGUUAUUGCAAUGAGUCGGCGUCAUUUGGAGUCUGCUUUGGUCGCUGGAGCACUGAUUGAAUCGGGCUUAAAACCUUGCUUCCGUUUCACUCGCGUCCGUUUCGUGAGGCACUGCUUUCCACCAGGCUAUGACAGUUCUAAACACUAUCGCUCUGAAGAUCCUACUAAUGCUCAAAAGAAUGACCAAGCCGGAAUGGGUGGAUAUACCCAUGAAGAAGGGGUAUACGACGACGACGACGACGACAAGCAGCUUCGUAUACCGCCAACUUUGACGUUGACAUGCAACUGUUGUCCAUCAACGCCUGCCACAACCAACGGGAAUACGGAGCUAAACGUAGCUGCCUUGUUCGGCGAUGGUGAUUGCGAGAUGCCGCAACCCGUGGGCACUGGUCCAUGCAAAAUGCAUACCGAGGAAUUUUUGCGCAAGAAACCGUGGCGCCGUCUAAGAGACGACUAUUCUGUUCACGCGGUGCAGUUCAGCCCGGACGGAAAGCAGUUGUUGGUUGGAUCGGCGAACACUAGCGUUAGGGUUAUUCAAACUGCGGAUGGCAAGCAACACCUGCUGCCACGACCAUCUAAAUGGACUCUGGGUAUGCCUAUUACUGCCAUUCGGUUUAUGCCACCCAAAGCCAUUUGGGCUGUGGCGUGUAACGCACAUGGCGAGGUGUUCGCCUUCAAGCCGGACUGUGAAGGCUUUGAAACACUGUUCAAAGAACCACAGCAGACCUAUACGCUGGAUUUUUCACCUGAUGGCAGUGAACUUGCCACAGCUGGCGUUGACCGAAAAAUACGUAUUUACACUCUUCAUCCUGGAACCGUGAUAGGACUUCCGUCGGAGUUGAAGGACCCUUGUGACUGGGGCACUGUCAACCGGUACACUGGGAGCACUAUUAUUGGUCGGCGAAUUCAGGCUAUGAUAGACGCAACGCGAGAUGAACUCCCCAACUCCACUCGCUUUCACUUUCCUGGUGGUAGACCAGAUCAAAUUGUCGAUCUGACUGUCAAACCGUACACGCUCACUCGUUGCUACGGCACUCCGGAUUUGUUGGAUCCUCCGGAUUUGCCGGAACCUGCCGGAUACGUCAGCGAUCCCCGUCUGGCCCCUCCACUACGUGAGUAUGUGCCCAGUUCCCCUGGAGUCAACCUCACGGAGGGUCAUUCGAAACGAAUCAUGGCAUUACGGUUUCACCCCCAGAAAUCGUCACUUCUAUUCAGUGCUGGCUGGGAUAACAUCGUCAAAGUGUGGGAUACGCGCCUACAAAGUGGUCCAGUGUGGCAAAUUUACGGACCACAUGUGGCCAGCCCAGACGGUUUGGAUGUAGAUGACAACCAUUUGUUGACCGCUUCUUGGCGCGCCACCAACAGUAUCGAGAUUUGGGAUUUGCGCACCUUACAUUACAACACUUGUAAACUGCGAAACGCCCAAAUGGAAAUGCAACCAAAACCAGCAACCAACGGAGGUGACAGUAGCGGUUACCCGUUGAGUGGAAACCUUUCCUUCGAUGUACCAUCCAAGAAGCUCGAUGCUACUGAUGGGCCUGUGGAAGUUAUCCCCAUCUCUGGAUCGGUAUGGGUUCCCGAUCGGUCCAAGGAAUCUGGCGAAUAUCCCUACGCUGCUCGAUUAUUGCCAAGUCGCGCGGUUGUCGCUGCUGGAUCUGGGUUCUACGAAGUUCGUGUGGUCGGCCGCGAUACGCUCUUGCCUAUCGUUCGUGUUCCCGUGGACUCCGUGGUGCAAAGCAUGGACGCCAUCUUGGAAGGACGUUACAUUGGAGUGGGCUGCGCCAGUGGUACUGUCUCGCUCAUUGGAUUGGCUUAAUUACCUCGAACCUGUGAUGCUUCAACUGUGAUAUGGAAUCCGCACCGGGGGACACAUUACCCAAGUGUGAUGGAACUCAAGAAAGGCGUUUUCUUCUUUUAUCUAAAGCUUUAUCGAAACUAAUUUGAUCCAACUUGUAGGAUUACCAACUUGUCCUUGUGAUGCUAAGCUGUACACUGAUAGCUAUCAGGCAUGCCUGAGUGUAUGAGGUUUCCUCACAUCGACAGAUAAACUACUUCUCUAAAAUGUCAUCAUUUGCAUUACACUGGCCAAUGCAUCACGGACUGUUUUACUGUGAGAGGCUUGAUCUUGUAUGUGGAAGCUUGAGUGAGUUCUUCCAAAUCUGUUGUAAUGUUGUUGUCGUCGUCCGUAUUUCUACCUAGUGCUUCAUUCUCAACGGAAAACACAGAAGUUAACGCGGUGCUGAUCAAGUUUUUCUUCGACGACGUUUUUAUAUGGACGUCGGUAUCCUCCA